Messenger RNA from Dermacentor andersoni, 2069 nucleotides. Its product is annotated as putative nuclease HARBI1. Lineage: Eukaryota; Metazoa; Arthropoda; Arachnida; Ixodida; Ixodidae. The record is from RefSeq and is a predicted model, not a curated record.
GAAAGCGCACGACGAUAAGCUGCCCGCUUGCACAAAACUCUUUAGUCCGGUCUUAUUCUUAUAUUCAGGCUCAUUCGAAUCUCAUUUGAGGCUUAAUCUUCCCUAGCCGAUAAGUCGCUUGCACGAAAGAGACUAGACGGAAACAAGACACCAAAUUAAGAUUGAAAAGAGACCGGAAUCUAGGCUGCUUCGAGCUGGCUUAUCCAAAACUUAUUCAGUAUUUUCCAACAUGGCUGCCCUGCGGUUGGCCCGCCUCGAGAUGCUCUCCGAGCACUUGCUGCGCCACGAACGUGUGUUUCGCGACGGGACAAAUCCGCUGGACGCCUUCAGCGAGGAGGAGCUGCAGCGGCGCGUACGCUUCGGGCGGGACGGCAUAGUAUUUCUUGUCGAGUUCCUUCGCUCCGAGAUCGAGCACCCGACGUGUGGGAGUGGUGCUUUGAACGCCGAGCUGCAGGUGAUGCUGGCACUGAAAUUUUUUGCCUCCGGAUGCUUCUUGAUUACUGCCGGAGAUGUGAUCGGCGCCCACGAAUCGACCGCAAGCCGCACGGUACGCCGGGUUGCUCUCGCCCUCGUCCGUCGCCGCAGACAUUGGAUCAGUUGGCCGUCGCCUAGACAGGUGCGGGGAGUCCAAGGCUGCUUCUACGCUGUCGCUUGCUUUCCGCGCGUCGUGGGUGCAAUUGACGGCACGCAUGUGCGGAUACAGGCUCCUGGAGAGCAUGAAGAAGCCUACGUCAACCGCCACUUUUAUCACUCCAUAAACGUUGAACUUACUAAAUAAGGCAGUGGUUUUCUCGCUUAUGAUACGGACCAAAUCUAUUUUUUCUUCUUCGCUCCAGUGAUGGCUCUUGAGUCGCUUGGCGGGCGGUUGCGACGACAUGCUUGAAAACACGCGCGUACCGUCAACGUUUGGAGCUGGUUCGGCUGCUUCUGCAGGGGUGACAAGCGCGGGAGUGCGGCCGGAUGUUGACAUCGAAUCGCGGCCAACUAUUGGACAGCGCGAACGCCUGUCGCCGCCGCAACCAACUUCCGGCCCAUUCCCCAUCUCAUUCCCUGUCGACGGCGAAAUUUCCCACCUAGGUACUAAAAGUACCUAACGUCUUCAAUAAGUCCGGACUAUAGUUCAGUCUCGUCAGUUCGUGCAAGCGAAACAUGAUGGCCGGAAAGUCCAGCCUUAUUUUAGAUUACAAUAGGACAACAUUCGGAUUUAAGUCUAGACUUAAGGCUGGCGUUUGUGCAAGCCAACUUCGACGCUUGUUGCAAUGGAUGACCCUGACAACGACACAUUAGCUCGCGACGCUGGGCUCGAGUUCAGCGAUUUAAGCACUGACGAACGUGACCUGCUAUUGAGGGCUCGCGCUGCCGGCGUCGUUGCGUACUACUACGACGACGGCCUGCUUUGAAAGGCACUUCACGCGACUUCAGUAAGUCGGCGUUGAACUCGUAAUCCUCUGGAGGAAAGUGCAGCGAGCACACUACGUGACUUCUCGGCUCUUUGUCAGCGCGCUGUGGCAGAGGUACGGCACUUAACCACUUCGAACGGAGAGGUUCAGUCGUUGGCACACAGUGAUAAGUAACAUUGGAUUCGCCGCUGCAACUGGCCGUGGCCAAGUUCCGCGGACCGUUCGCGCAUCCCAGGACAUCACAUGGACGUGGCAUUCUCGCUGCUUGUUCCAAAUGCAAGUUUCGCGAGCCAGCAGGACCACCGCAGCACGACGCGAUGAAGAAACAACUGAAACUCCAAAGCGCGCGCGGAGUCGAGCGAAAACGAAACCUUUCGAUCACCCAUACUAUUCAAGGUAUAGCGUCAAAAUGUUUUUUUCUUCGAAUCGAAUAGAAGUAGACAAGUAGCAUUUUCUUCCGUCUUAUAAUCUAAUGAAAUUAUCUUUUUAAUACGAGUAGUUGAGUACUAGUGACAUAAAUUAUGAUAAGGAGUGCUUUCGUCAUCGGGCUAGUGCCAGAAUGUCGCUGGGGGGUCUCAAAUCGUGUCAUGCAUUUACCUCAAUUUCUCGGUUACUAAAGCUCUGUUUGCGAUUAUAUUGACGCCUUAGACGUUCUAAAGCAUUGCUUUA